Molecule: messenger RNA, 473 nt
Organism: Homarus americanus (American lobster)
Lineage: Eukaryota; Metazoa; Arthropoda; Malacostraca; Decapoda; Nephropidae
Product: abscisic acid and environmental stress-inducible protein-like
Exons: 2
Coding region: 92-343 (83 amino acids)
Source: RefSeq, a predicted model, not a curated record
UCUGAUAUCUGAAGGUCAAGUCUUAAGUAUAUAUAUUGUGGUAGAGAGAUGAAACAGACAAAGGGGCAGCACACCUCACCUCACCUCCAUCAUGAAAUUUACAGCGCUGAUACUGGUACUCCUGCUGGUGGUGUCAGCGGUCCUCGGCAGUCCAGAACCGCACAAGGGUAAGGGUGGUAAAGGCUUCAAGAAAGGCGGUCGUCGAUCCGGUGGAGGCUCCCGUCACGUCCCAGUUCAUGUGAUCCCUGUCUAUCAUGGCGGUUACGGGCACGGCGGCGGCGGAUACGGGCACGGCGGCGGCGGAUACGGGCACGGAGGUGGCCGUCGAGGUUACGGAAAAUAGUAAACCUGAUCAGUAAGAGUAGGAGAGUUAGACAGUCUGGGAUCAUUGCCUUUAUGGAGAGUCUUCCCGGACAGGUAACUAAUUAACUCACCUACUCUCACCUGCUCCUGUAUAUAUAUAUAUAUAUAUA